AUGCUGGCUGAUGAUCAAGGCUUCUACUAUUUCCAUAUCCCGGACCCGGUGUUCCGAAGGAAGAUCCUAGAGGAGAGAUCGAUCACCGUUGCUCGGAUGCCCCUCAUUUUGCAACAAUGGAAACCUCUUAUGGAGUUAAAGAAGGCUAAGCAAACCUCAGUUCCGGUGUGGAUAAGACUCAAGAACCUCCCCCUUGACCUGUGGUCUGCACCGGCGAUUAGUGCUAUAGCCAGCUCCGUUGGCAACCCCCUUCAUGUGGAUCAACGAACCGAGAAUACGAGGAUGAUUUCCUUUGCCAGAGUGUGUGUGGAGAUCCAGGUAAAUCGGCCGAGAAUUUCGACGGUUGAAGUGAAUGUUGAUGGGGUCAUUAGACCCAUUGCUGUGGAAUAUGAAUGGAGACCCCUUGAAUGCUCCAAGUGUGGAGUUUUUGGACAUAAAUGCGAUGCUGCCCCUCCCCCUGUUCGGCCUCUUCCGGCUCCUAUGGCAAAUGAUCGGCCCCUUAACCAGCCUUCCGAGGACUCUGAAGCCCCGGAGCAGGGCUGGAAGCAGGUGACGAGAAAGAAGAAAAAUGCUCAACAAUCUUUGGAAGGGACGCCACCCAGGUCAGUCAGUCCGAGCGAAAGAGAGAGGUCUUUGAAGCUCAAAACUGCAGCUGUAGAGAAGAGGCUACCUGGUACAUACGCACGCAGGCCCCCUAGGGGGUCGUUGAUCAUCUCGGAGCAGGUUCAUACUGUUCCAACUACUUCAGUUGAAGAUAUCACCACUUCGGUGCCGGAAGACACUGCGGUGCCCCGACCGGAGAUUGUAGGGAGUCCAGACAUCUCUUUUUCGGAGGAUGAUCUCCUCUCCCCUGUUCCUUCACCGAAGGCAUCUGUAGAGGACAAGAGGCCUGUUGAGACGCCGGAGCCUCCUCAAGACAAGCUGCUUGACAUUGCCCCGGAUCCUCCUUCAGCGGUUCAAGCAGCCCCGCCUUUUACUAGGCGUAGCACCUCUAGAAGGAGUUUUAUCGGUCUCGGAUCAGAUGAUUCUUGGGAAGCUUUGCUGGAUGGAGACCGGAGUGGCCUGCUAUGUCUCUUUAUCUAUGCCGAGCAUUCUUUUUCUAAUCGUCGUCCUCUUUGGGAGGAUUUGGUGGAGAGAAGUUAUUUCUUGCAGGAUAUGCCUUGGCUUGUUUUGGGAGACUUUAAUGCUAUAAAGGAUCCUUCUGACAGACUGGGUGGCUCGGACCAUUGGUUGCCGUGCUUCGAUGAAUUUCGACAAUGUCUGGAUCAGGCGGAGCUAGAUGACCUUCGUUAUGUGGGGUUUAGAUAUACUUGGUCCGCCUCUUCAGGGCCCUCUCGAAAGAUGAGAAAGAUUGAUAGAGUACUGGUAAACCCUUGUUGGAGCCAGGUUUUUUCCUUUUCGGAAGCGUCCUUCCUUGCGCCUGGGAUUUCUGACCACUCACCUAUGGUGGUUAAAGUGGUGAACCCGAUCCUCCGGAAAAGGCCGUUCAAGUUCUUCGACUUUUGGAUGCAGCACCCGGAUUUUGACUCAAUUGUGAAGCAAGGUCGACUCAAGCAGUUGAAUAGAGAUUCCUUCGCCAACAUCUCCGGAAGGACUUCUGAUGCGAGGGAAGCUUUAAAGCAAACUCAAGUUGGCCUCCUUAAUGACCCCACCAGCAUGGUCCUUGCGGACCUGGAGAAGGUGCAGCGGCGUACUUUAGUGGAGCUUAGGUCUCACGAAGAGUCGUUCUUUAAGCAGAAAGCUCGUAUAAGAUGGCUCAAGGAAGGUGACCGGAACACAAAGUUCUUUUACCAAUAUGUCAAUAAGAGACAACUAAGAAACAGAAUCCUCUCUGUGGUAGAUUACUCAGGACCGGAUGGCUUCACGGUUGAGUUCUUCAAGGAGAAUUGGGAUACGGUGGGUCAGCUGGUCACGGAAGCUGUGAAGGACUUUUUCACAUCGGGGAGGCUUCUCAAAGAAAUCAAUAACACCAUUUUGGUCAUGGUUCCGAAGGUUCCCAAUGCGACUACCGUUGAUGACUACAGGCCUAUUGCUUGUUGCAACACGGUCUACAAGAUUAUUACCAAAGUGUUGGCGAAUAGGGUUGCAGCAGUACUAAAAGACCUGGUUAAUCCGGCUCAGAGUGCCUUCGUAAAGGGACGACGAAUCAGAGAUAAUAUUCUAUUGAUGCAGGAACUUUUCUCAAAGUUCCAUGUCGAACCCUAUUCUCCAAAGUGUGCUAUUAAAGUCGACUUCAGAAAGGCGUAUGAUACCGUGGAUUGGCAGUUUCUCGAGAGUGUACUUCUUGCUUUUCGAUUUCCUGAUCAUUUGGUUCACCUCAUCAUGAACUGUGUGAGGACUCCUCGGUUUUCCAUCGCGCUGAAUGGGGAAUUACAUGGUUUCUUCCCUAGUGGGCGAGGCUUACGUCAGGGAGACCCCAUCUCUCCCUACUUAUUCACGUUGGUUAUGGAGGUGCUCUCUGGGAUUCUUGGGAGAUGCUCGCUACAGCCGAAUUUCAGAUUCUACUGGAGAUGUAAGUCUACGUGCCUCUCGCACUUGUUCUUCGCGGAUGACGUAUUCCUAUUUUGCGAGGGCCACCUGCCAUCCGUGAAGCUUCUUAGGGAUGGUCUCCAUAUGUUUUCUUCUUGGAGCGGACUCUUCCCAAACCCAAGGAAAAGCGAGGUGUUCAUCUCGGGAGGCUUACCAACUUUAAAAAAUCAAAUCCUACUGGAGCUUGGCUUUGUUGAGGGUAACCUUCCAGUCCGUUAUCUUGGGGUUCCAAUCAUUACAUCGAGGCCCCGGAAGGCAGAUUGUGUUGAGCUUGUGAGACGCAUCACCUCCAGGGUGCAAUCCUGGACUCAUCGGUUCCUUUCUUUUGCUGGCCGACUACAGCUGAUCAGCUGUACUGGACCAAAUAGAGCGGAUUCUCAGACAAUUCCUUUGGAAGGGACCUGA
Messenger RNA from Eucalyptus grandis, 2934 nucleotides. RefSeq lists its product as uncharacterized. The record is from RefSeq and is a predicted model, not a curated record. The transcript has 5 exons. Lineage: Eukaryota; Viridiplantae; Streptophyta; Magnoliopsida; Myrtales; Myrtaceae. Bases 1 to 2934 code for a protein of 977 amino acids. Gene Ontology annotation, molecular function: catalytic activity.